AUGGACACCAACAAUCCUAUUCUUGACACUGAAGAUGCAAUGGAUCCAAGCAGGAGAUAUGGUACAGCUGACCCAACAAAAAGAUACAAAUUUACUUGCAAAUUUUGUGUAAAGUCAACUUCUGGAGGAGUAUACCGACUAAAACAACAUUUAGUCGUAGGUUUCAAAAACUAUAAAAGAUGCCCAAAGUGUCCAGAGCAUGUGCGGGAAGAAGUGAAGAACUAUAUGAUCCAGAAAGAAGCAGAAAAAAGUGCAAGAACUACUGACCAUUCAAAUGUAGUGACACUUGAUGACUAUGAUGAAGAUGAUGAUGGCGUGGGACAAGGAAGUAGCAAGCCUCCACCUAAAAAACCAAGACAAAAGGGUCCUCUAGACAAGUUUUAUGCCACUUAA
Molecule: messenger RNA, 393 nt
Organism: Lactuca sativa (garden lettuce)
Lineage: Eukaryota; Viridiplantae; Streptophyta; Magnoliopsida; Asterales; Asteraceae
Source: RefSeq, a predicted model, not a curated record